AUGUUCAGGGUUGUCGUCUCCCGCUUGUUGGGUGCCAUCCAGAACCGGGCCGGCCAAGGGCUGCUGCCGUCAUCGUCGAACUUCUCCAACGACGCGACCUGCGACAUUAAGCCGUGCGACCUGUACCGGCUGGAGGAGGGCCCUCCGGUGUCCACGGUGCUGAGCCGCGAGGACGCGUUGCGCUACUACCGCGCCAUGCAGGUGGUGCGGCGCCUGGAGCUCAAGGCCGACCAGCUGUACAAACAGAAGUACAUCCGGGGCUUCUGCCACCUGUGCGACGGCCAGGAGGCCUGCUACGUGGGGCUGGAGGCCGGCAUCCUGCCCACGGACCACGUCAUCACGUCGUACCGCGCCCACGGCCUGUGUUACACGCGCGGGCUCUCGGUCAAGUCCAUCCUGGCCGAGCUGACCGGACGCCGCGGAGGCUGUGCCAAAGGCAAGGGCGGCUCCAUGCACAUGUACGCCCAGCGCUUCUACGGCGGCAACGGCAUCGUGGGCGCGCAGGUGCCCCUGGGAGCGGGCGUCGCGCUGGCCUGCAAGCUCUUGGGCACCUCUGAGGUGUGCUUGGCGCUGUACGGCGAUGGCGCAGCCAACCAGGGCCAGGUGGCCGAAACUUACAACAUGGCGGCCCUGUGGAAGUUACCUUGUGUUUUCAUCUGUGAGAACAACCUCUACGGGAUGGGGACGUCUGUGGAGAGGGCAUCAGCCAGCACGGAGUACUAUAAGAGAGGCAGUUUCAUCCCCGGGCUGAGGGUGAACGGCAUGGAUAUCCUGUGUGUGCGCGAGGCCACCAAGUUUGCAGCGGAUUAUUGCAGAUCUGGAAAGGGGCCCUUGGUGAUGGAACUGCAGACCUACCGCUAUCACGGGCACAGCAUGAGCGACCCGGGGGUCACCUACCGCACCCGGGAGGAAGUGCACGACAUGAGGAGUAAGAGCGAUCCUAUCAUGCUUCUGCAAGAGAAGAUGAUCAGCAACAACCUCAGCGCCGUGGAAGAAUUGAAGGCAAUCGAGGCAGACGUGAGGAAAGAAGUCGAGGAAGCGUCCCAGUUUGCCAUCACUGAUCCAGAACCCCCGUUGGAAGAAUUAGCUCAUCACAUCUACACUCAGGACCCACCUUUCGAAGUGCGUGGUGCAAAUCAGUGGAUCAAGUUUAAGUCCAUCAGUUAA
Jaculus jaculus (lesser Egyptian jerboa) is the source of this 1167-nucleotide messenger RNA. RefSeq names its product pyruvate dehydrogenase E1 subunit alpha 2 (gene Pdha2). The transcript has a single exon. The record is from RefSeq and is a predicted model, not a curated record. Gene Ontology annotation, biological process: pyruvate decarboxylation to acetyl-CoA. Gene Ontology annotation, molecular function: pyruvate dehydrogenase (acetyl-transferring) activity. The coding region runs from base 1 to 1167 and encodes 388 amino acids. Gene Ontology annotation, cellular component: intracellular membrane-bounded organelle. NCBI's taxonomy places the organism in Eukaryota, Metazoa, Chordata, Mammalia, Rodentia, Dipodidae.